GCGGGUUGUAGCGCGGGCGGGUGGAACGCGGCGGGGCGAACGUUCCGAGGAUCGAACGUUGAGACAUGUCUCGGCCGGGCGGCGCCGAGCGCCUGGUGGGGCAGCGCUUCCUCUGCCUGCUGUCCGGCUGCGGCCGAGCGCCGGAGCCCGGCCGGAUGCCCGAGUGGGACUGGAGAGCGGGGAUCGUCAGAGCCAUUUCCCACAAAGAUCCAGCCAGCGCGGAUUUGGUGAUCUUUUUAGAGUUUGACGAUAGUUGGUGUCGGUGGAUAAAGCUUCACGAUGAGGAGCUGAGUGUCUUUCUGAUCGAAGACCAGUUAGCCCUGGCUGAAAGGAAAACUGAAGAACUUGCGGAUUGCGUGCAGUGGCCUGUACUGACAUUUAAAUGCUUGACCGACAAGGUUGGGAUUGGAUCGAUAACUCCUGUGGAAUUUCUUGCCGACAAGCACCGAAUGUUUCUCCAAAAAGAUGUCCCUCUCCAGUCCUUGAAGAUGAACAUGGACUGUUGGGACCAAUCUCUUCGGGAUAACAAGGAAGUCUGUGCCAAGAUUAAGAGCUGGUUCAUUAAGCAAUCAUCACGAGAACUCUUCCUCUACGGUACAAGGAACCUGACUGGCUAUAAAGUUAAGGUGUAUGACUUGAAAUCUUCUACUCAUUGGUGUCCAGCCACAGUGACUCAUCACGAUUUAACAACGCGCUUACUGCAGAUCACAAGUGAGCAGCUGCCAGAGAAGCAAAUUGUUGACCCUGCUCUGAUUCACAUGGCUUUUCAUACUGAAGAAGAUGUUGAGGCGCUGACCAGAGAGGAAAUUGAAUCUGGUAAAUCCACAAAAGCACAAUGUACAAAAAGAAAGUCUCCUGAGGCCCAGGAUGACAACGUAGCCAAAAGGGCAAAGAGUGUACCAGUGGCGGAGAGCGAGUACUGCGGGAAGGAGCGGGUCUCUGCAGUGAAUGAGGCCCAGCACAGCAUUGACCGGUCAGCCCUCCCUGCUCCGGCAGCAUUAACGGGGCAGCAGGGCGAGAAGGUGCAACAACCACUGGAAUCCAGAACCUGCCAUGAAAACGGACUUCUUGCAAAGGAAGGUCCUGAAAGUAUGACUGUUCCAGCUCCUCAGAAACCAAAGGCUUUGUUUGGGUUUAGUACCAGCUGGAGUAGCUUUAAUCUGGCUUUCUCGACCCGUCCUAUGGAUAAUGGGCGGACGGUGGUGGUGGAGGACAAAGUCCAGCCUGGGACCAACCUUCGAGACGCUGUACCGUCAGCGAGUGCAGCGCCUGGUGCCUCGAGCCUUCAGAAACCUCGCCCUGCAUUCAUGCUCUCAAGUAAAGAAACAACAAUUUGUUCUCCCUUUGAGGCUCAGUUUGUGCACUCUGCCCUGGGAGACAUGUUGCUUGGUAGUACUGCUACAACCCCUGGGAGCAAAGAUCUGAGACGGACCACACCUCCACCUGCCAACUCCCCUCCAGCCAUCACUGCUGUGGCGCCCCCUGGGACUGUGGGACAGACGAGCGUGGGGGAGUCAGUGAGUGAAGGUCACGAUACUCCAGCAAGCAGCUGUAAUGCUAACACGGUCUGGCCAGGUUCCAACACCUCAAAGUUACCUUCAGAAGCUCCACGUAAAGCACCCUCGGAGGGAAGCUUCUCAGGCACGGGUGGUUAUAACGCACUGGAGUCGUGGCCUGGAUUUUCCACUGACUGUGCCUCGCGUCCCGCGACGUCUUCCCAGUCGGCAGCGCUGUUCCAGACUUCCAGGAGUGGACCGUUGGAAAAGGGCAAGGAAGGAAAACCCAUUCAGGAGAAGGUCGGGAUUGUUCCAUUAACCAGCCCUCCUGUCAGCAGUGCGUCGCUUCCCGCUCCGAGCAGCAAGCCCAGUGAAAUGAGUGCCGCUCCGUCGUGUGUACCCCGAGCAUUCGGCCCCUCCAGUGCCCUCAUAGUUGAUGCCACCAGUCGGCGCCCUGCCACGCCUUCUGAUCCCCCCGAACACGCAGAGGGAAGUCACCAGAGGGCUUCGCUCGCAGGCCCUGAACAACAAACCGACGGGAACGACAGCGACACAGAAAGUACAACCAGUGACCUAAGUUGCUCGUCCGGAGUGAGUUCCGAACUGGGGUCCGAUCCCCCGACUCCAAAGAUCUGGGCUUCCAGUCCGAGCCUUAAGGGGGAAGGGGGCGAUCGACUGAGGAAUGCAAUGUUGAAAGCAGGAAGAGGCAGAGCCAGUGUCUCCCAGUCGGUGCUGAGUGACAUUCACAAAGUCCGUGCUUUGCAGCAGAGCGGCGAGUCCUUUCUGCAGGACGGCUCCUGUUUAAGUGUUGCUCCGCACCUACGCAAGUGCAGAGAGUGCCGCCUGGCCAGUUACCACCGCUACAGAGAUGAGAGUGACUCGACUGUGUUCUGCAGGUUCUUCCACUUCAGAAAACUGUACUUUAACAAGCAUGGAGUGCUGAGGGCGGAAGGAUUCCUCUCUCCAAACCAGUGUGAUCCAGAGGCCAUGCGGCUGUGGAUGCCCUCUGAUGCUGAUGUGGAGGGCUUGGAUUUGGAUACCUCCAAGUACAUCUUGGCUAAUAUCGGAGAUCACUUUUGCCAGUUGGUCAUGUCAGAAAAAGAAGCACUGAAGUUAGUGGACCCUUGCAAAAAAAUAGCUUGGAAGCGGGCAGUCCGAGGCAUUCGGGAAAUGUGUGAUGCCUGUGAGACGACCCUCUUCAACUUCCACUGGGUGUGCCCGAAGUGUGGGUUCGGGGUGUGCCUCGACUGCUACAAGAUGAAAAAGAACAACCCUCAGCAAGGUGGCAAAGAGGAGAUAUUUUCUUGGUUUAAGUGUGCUAAUGGGCAAAUCCAUGAGCCGGACAAGAUGAUGCCAACCCAGAUUAUCCCUGGUUCAGCUCUGUAUCAGAUUGGAAAUAUUGUGCAUUCUGCGAGAGGAAAAUGGGGCAUAAAAGCUAACUGUCCUUGUACAGCGAGGAAGAACAAGCCCUUGUCCAGGUUACCCAUCACCACGGAGGCAGCUCAGCAACGAAGUGACAGUGCAGUGUCCAGCCAGGCACAGAGCUGCAGCAGGCCAGCGGCCUCUGAAGGCAGUUCCACAGUAAGCACGCCUGCCACCAAGGCCGAUGCAUCUCCCAUUCCUGCUACUGCAGCCUGGAAGAAAGAGGAUUCUCCCUUCAACUGGAUGAUGGGCCUGACCAAAGGCAAAGAAGAAAGUCAAGGAAGCUCACAGUUACCUUCCUUGAACAAAGAGACAAAAACAACUGGGUUAUUUAAUUCCUUGAGCACAUUGUCGAAGCCUUCAUCCUCACUGCAAACUUUCAACAGUUUGUUAACGCUGGCACCGAGCAGCUGCAGUGCCCCCAGCUCGCUCAGAAACCUACUGACCUCCAGCUCGGGAAAGUCUGAAACAGGAUCAAAGAGCACUUCUAACCUGUUGGAUGACAUCUUUGCCUCACUGGUGCAGAGCAAACCGCCCACUGAUGGCUCAAAGGCCCCAGGCACUGUGUGUGAUUCCAGGGAGCUGCUGAAGGCUGCGCCGGGGAGGGUGACCAUUUUGGGCUCGGACACCCCUCACACCUGGUACUGCGGGGGCCGUGUGCUGUGCUUGCAAGAUCCCAGCAACAAGAACAACUGGAAUAUUUUCAGAGAGUGCUGGAAGCAAGGACAUCCAGUAAUUGUAUCUGGUGUCCAUACGAAGCUCCGAGAGGAACUAUGGAAGCCUGAAGCCUUUGGGGAAGAGUUUGGAGAGCAGGAUGCUGACCUGGUCGACUGUAGAACCAACACUAUCAUCGCUGGUGCAAAAAUCCGGGACUUUUGGGACGGAUUUGAGGACCUUUCACGGCGCCUUUCAACAAAAGAGAGGGAACCGAUGGCUUUGAAGCUGAAGGACUGGCCUCCAGGAGAGGACUUUAGAGACAUGAUGCUUUCUAGGUUUGAAGACCUGAUGAAUAACCUACCUCUGCCUGAAUAUACCAAGAGAGAUGGCAAGUUGAACCUGGCUUCCAGGCUACCAGACUUCUUUGUGAGACCUGAUUUGGGACCAAAAAUGUACAAUGCUUAUGGCUUGUUAUCAGCAGAGGACAGAAAGGUUGGCACGACAAACCUUCACUUGGAUGUCUCUGAUGCUGCUAACGUUAUGGUGUAUGUUGGGAUCCCCAGUGGCCAGCCCAAUCACGAGGAGGAAAUUCUGAAGACAAUGGAGGAUGGGGAUACGGACGAGUUAACAAUAAAACGCUUCACAGAAUCCAACGAAAGGCCGGGUGCUCUGUGGCACAUUUACUCAGCCAAAGAUGCAGAAAAGAUCCGAGACCUGCUGAAGAAGGUUGCAGAAGAGCAAGGUCAAGAAAACCCUCCAGACCACGAUCCCAUUCAUGACCAAAGCUGGUACCUGGAUAGGACUCUGCGCAAGAGGCUCUAUCAGGAAUACGGAGUCCAGGGUUGGGCAAUUGUGCAGUACCUCGGUGACGUGGUCUUCAUACCAGCCGGAGCUCCCCACCAGGUUCACAACUUGUACAGUUGUAUCAAAGUAGCAGAGGAUUUUGUUUCCACUGAGCAUGUCAAACACUGCUUCCGGCUCACACAGGAAUUUCGACACCUGUCUAACACACACACCAAUCAUGAAGAUAAGCUCCAGGUGAAGAAUAUCAUAUACCAUGCAGUGAAGGAUGCUGUUGCAAUGUUAAGAGCUCAUGAAUCCAGCCUCCUGAAGACCCAGGGGUGAUGUCUAAAGUUCCAACUGAAAGCUGGCUGCUCGUGGCAAAUCCAGACUCUAUUGUUGACACCAACUUUCAGAAACUGACUUGUUUGAGGAGGCAAUACAGCAUUCUUGGGUUACACUGGCUGAACAGGGAGACCUGAACUUGUACUUCAUCUGCUUUAACUUGUAAAACUGAGCAGCAAGGAUGUUGUUCAGAAUUCUAUUUCAUAAUGCUAAGAAGCAAACUUUAUUUUUCAGAUCCCAGUUAAACAAUUCCAAACUAGUUUUGCUCUGCCUACCCUAUAUUUAUUCUCUUGGCUCCAUCUUGGUGGGUCUAUCUUGGAAUUGUUUAGGGAGUACUUAUCUGGGGUUUCCCACAGAAUACCAGGGAAGCAAUAGAAGGAAUUCCACAGUCUUCCCUAUCAAGGAUCAUUAGCUGUAGCCUGGUGUAGUUGGCAACAUCCUAUCUAGGUGUUUCAUGUUUAAUUGGAAAACACAAUUUCCAGAUAUUAUUAGUGCUAUAACAAGAUAAAUUAAGUCUGAGAACUGCGGGUUUUAUCUUCAUUGUCAUAGUGGAUGCAGUUCUUCUACAGUACUGCACCACUAAUACAUUUUGUCUUUAUUCUGUACUCAGAUAUCCACACACAGUUCUAAAUGGAAGAUAUCCAUUGGUUCAUAAUAUCUGAUCUUCCUGUUAAUAUGUGAAUUGCAUUCUUUUUGUACUUAAUUUUGGGAGGAAUGUUUCAUGUUUUGAAAGAGUUAACUAUCUGAAGAGCAGGUAAGUGAAAUCGCCCAGGAAUUAGAUUCACAGAAUUGGCAUAAUUUAAGUUUAGUAUUAGCUUACAGAGUGAGGCACAUUUCACAUAGUGCUGCUGUAAAUAUUUUUUUAUUUGAGUUGGUAAAAACUAUCUCCCAGGUUGUCGGGGUAUAUUUUCUUGUCCAGCACAUUUACAAUCUGAGAACUCCUGAGAGUUUUGAAGUACUUCCUAACUUUUUUUGCCUUUUUUGUUGCAAACUAUUCAGUGUUUAUUGGGAAAAGCAUGAGUGCAUAUGUAAGAAUUCUAAAGGAUGACAGCAUUCACUGUACUAUAAUGCAGAUUCCACUGAAGUGUGGGUUUCCUUAACAAUGUGGGCAGUACACUAGACAAAUUGCAUUAUUAUAGAAAUAAACUUUUUUCUAAAUUAUUGCACAGUCGAUUGCAAGUCCAAACUCAUCCCCAUCCUGAGUUUGAUUCAACUUGACUAAUUUUCAUCCACUUUGUUUUAAAACAUGUUGCUGACAUAGAGCAAAUUUUUUGGUCUGUGUACCAAUGAAGAAUGGCCUUGUUUCUUUGGCUGUAACAUUUGAAGAUUAUUCUAGUUCAACUAUUUUUAAAACUACUAUAAAACUUUCAAAGUAAAUGAAAUCCCAAUCAUUGGUAUUUCAGUAACUUUGAUUACUCAGGACAUACUGCUAUGUUGAAUGUUUGUGUAGGUUUUGUUUGCUUUGUAUAUUUACUAUGUUUUGUGGUUUAAAUACAGAGCAUCAAAGUUCAAGUCUGAAAAUGACACUUUCAACCAUCUGAACAAUUCUAUUGUUUGACAAUAUUUGUACAACAAUGUGAUUUUUACACAAUAUAUCAACAUUGCUGUUUUAAAAAAAAGUGGUUAUGCAUUUAAAUGGAUUUCAUUCCAACUGAGGUUCCUGAUGCUGGAUAUUGGAUGGAUGAUGCAGUGAAUAGAAGUGGUUGGUUAUCCUCUGAAGUUGUAGAUGCAGUAAACAAGUGUGCAAUCUGGGCUGACGGGGAUUCUUGUAUUCCAAACCAUCAUAACACAAGGAGACCAUUUGAUCCAUUGUGUCCCUGCUCACUGCUUUGGCAGUUGCUGGAAGCACCAUUGAUUCAGAAAGCAAAUAGAAACUGUGGCAAGUGGUUGUGUGGAGGAACAAGGUCAUCCAUUUAGAUAUAUUAAAUAAUAUUUUAAUACUGAGUGUUUGGUCCUUUGAGGAAUGAAAGAUUCUGGGUAUCUAUAUAAACAAAUCAAAGUCAGUUCAUAGGUUCAGAAAGUAACUGGAGACUAAUGGAGCCUUGCCGGUUAAGUGUUGGUAGGUAAGCUUACUCACAGCCCUUAUCCUUGUUUAAUGCCUUUCACUAUGUCCUUGUGGAUCCAUUUUGGCUCCCAAUUUAUCCUUUCAGAAUAAAUUAGUCAUAUUUACAUUCUUGCUUGUACAUGAAGCAGUAGGGUGCUUUGUAUAAAAAUGAAAAUUAUGCAACACAUCAAACAUUACAACAUUUCACAAUCUUAGUGUAUCAAGUAUAUUUUUGAAGGUGCAUGAAACAGUUAUAACAACCUUUUCAAACUGUACAUUUCCAAUAAAAUGCAAAACCAUUUAGGCAGAGAAAACAAAUUGGAGCAUAUUCCUUGUUUGCUUAGCAUCCCUAUUUAAAUGUGGAUGAAGUUUCUGCAUAAUUAGGACAUUAUCAUUAAUGUUAAUAUUGCAGUUCCACAAGUCUGGUAUAAUGAAUUCACACUUAAAUACCUGUCAUCAAUGAAUCUCUCUCUCCAGUAAAUCCUCCUCCAGUUUUACUUCAACAUGAAGAAAAGCACUAACAUUAUGGGUCUGUUCUGAGAAUGCUUCUGAUAAUUUCUAUUUCACUGGUAACUAAUAACUAAUUAGAUAGUGGUAAUUCAUAUUUAAAAUAGUGUAUGAUCCAGAACUGAGCCAAGGAUCAGUA
Pristis pectinata (smalltooth sawfish) is the source of this 7390-nucleotide messenger RNA. RefSeq names its product lysine-specific demethylase 3A-like. The coding region runs from base 66 to 4700 and encodes 1544 amino acids. Gene Ontology annotation, molecular function: chromatin DNA binding; transcription coregulator activity; histone H3K9 demethylase activity. Gene Ontology annotation, biological process: regulation of transcription by RNA polymerase II. The transcript is spliced from 25 exons. The record is from RefSeq and is a predicted model, not a curated record. Gene Ontology annotation, cellular component: chromatin; histone deacetylase complex. NCBI's taxonomy places the organism in Eukaryota, Metazoa, Chordata, Chondrichthyes, Rhinopristiformes, Pristidae.